Molecule: messenger RNA, 2467 nt
Organism: Sus scrofa (pig)
Lineage: Eukaryota; Metazoa; Chordata; Mammalia; Artiodactyla; Suidae
Gene: POLR1C
Product: RNA polymerase I and III subunit C
Biological process (GO): DNA-templated transcription
Cellular component (GO): RNA polymerase I complex; RNA polymerase III complex
Molecular function (GO): protein dimerization activity; DNA binding
Source: RefSeq, a predicted model, not a curated record
UGUGUUGCCACGGAGACGGGGCAGGGAGACUAGAACGCACGCGCAGGCUUGGUACUCUAGUCACAUGGUGGAGUUGAAGAUGGCGGCGGCUCAGGCUGUGGAGGAAAUGCGGAGCCGCGUGGUUCUAGGGGAGUUCGGGGUUCGCAAUGUUCAUACUACCGAUUUUCCCGGUAACUAUUCGGGCUAUGAUGAUGCCUGGGACCAGGACCGCUUCGAGAAGAAUUUCCGUGUGGAUGUGGUACACAUGGAUGAAAACUCUCUGGAGUUCGACAUGGUGGGAAUUGACGCAGCCAUUGCCAAUGCUUUUCGCCGCAUCCUCUUAGCUGAGGUGCCAACCAUGGCUGUGGAGAAGGUCCUGGUGUACAACAACACGUCCAUUGUCCAGGAUGAGAUCCUCGCUCACCGCUUGGGACUCAUCCCCAUUCAUGCUGAUCCCCGUCUUUUUGAGUAUCGGAACCUGGGGGAUGAAGAAGGCACAGAAAUAGAUACCCUGCAGUUUCGGCUGCAGGUCAGGUGCACUCGGAACCCCAGUGCUGCAAAAGAUUCCUCUGACCCCAAUGAGCUCUAUGUCAACCACAAAGUGUACACCAGGCACAUGACUUGGGUGCCCCUGGGGAACCAGGCUGAUCUCUUCCCGGAGGGCACCAUCCGCCCCGUGCACGACGACAUCCUCAUUGCUCAGCUGCGGCCUGGCCAGGAGAUUGACCUGCUCAUGCAGUGUGUCAAGGGCAUUGGCAAAGAUCAUGCCAAGUUUUCACCUGUGGCAACAGCCAGCUACAGGCUUCUGCCAGACAUUACCCUGCUUGAGCCUGUGGAAGGGGACGCAGCCGAGGAGCUGAGCCGGUGCUUCUCACCUGGUGUCAUCGAGGUGCAGGAAAUCCAAGGUAAAAAGGUGGCCAGAGUUGCCAAUCCCCGGCUGGAUACCUUCAGCAGGGAAGUCUUCCGGAAUGACAUGCUGAAGAAGGUCGUGCGGCUCGCUCGCGUUCGGGACCAUUAUAUCUUCUCUGUUGAGUCAACAGGGGUGUUGCCGCCAGAUGUGCUGGUGAGCGAAGCCAUCAAGGUACUGAUGGGGAAGUGCCGGCGGUUCCUGGAUGAAUUGGACGCAGUUCAGAUGGAUUGAGGCUUGCACUGGACACGGCGUGGCUGGGAGCAGAUGCUCCGAGGCAAGUUGAAGACUAGCAUUUGACAUGCCCCUGCGGACUGCUGUAGGGAGCCCAGUGAGACUACGGGUCUUGAGUUUCCUGGGGACAAUCCCAGCUUUAUUUUCAGUCAAUACAUUUUGUUAAAUGUGCCACAAAAUGUGACUUUUAUGCCUUUGUGAGGCUUUAAUGUAAAUAAACUUAUAUCCAAAGAAACCUUCUGUUGGAGAGCACUUUAGUUUUCUUCCAAAAAGAUGGGGCCUCAUCUCACUGCAGAUUUGGCACAUUUAGCAUUUAGGAACACUGGGUUCAGAUGUUCCUGCAAGUCAGGGCCAAGGCCCUCUAAAGCCCCUUGGGAAAUGCCAAAUUGAGGUGGUUUUGGGGCACACAGCUAGACCACAGAAAAAUAUCACUUAACCUAUUUCCUGGAUACUGCAAAACAGCAAUUCCCUUUGGACAGUGCCCCCACCCCCACCCCCGGGUUAGGCCCAGUGGCGACCAAGGACAACAGAGAGAACCUGAGGGCUGCCGAUCUGCGGGUCAGCAAUAGACAGCAUUUCUAGCUGGUGUGCUACUUAAGAGGGCUUGAUGGAGCAGGUAACGUCAGUCACAGUUCUUCCUAUCCAGUGCCUUUAGCAGGAUGCUUAUGAGGAUUUGUGACCCUGGAGUAUGUCACUGGUUUGAAAAAGGCAGAUGGGGCCCCUUCUGUAUGAAAUUUGAGAUUUUUACUGACAUGCAGAUGUGCUUUCGAGUUACCGUUUCUACAAAAAGUUUCUAUAAACAAUAGAAAACUUCUAGCAUGAAAUCACAGGAUGUUAAAAAUAUUACAACACAAUAAAUACAACUAUACCCUCCACAGCCCCACCGCAGAGGAGAGUAGGCAGCUAACAAGUGUGGAGGAAAACAUGCUGAGAUGCCCUCAGUUGGUAAGAAGCCCAAUGCACCACCCAAAAGAGGGCGCGGAGCAAGUCUGUGCCAGGGAAGAGCUACAAGGAACUCUAGGCCAUUUCCCCAGCUUCGCUUCUUCCUGAUUCUACCCUGCCUGGGGCCACACCAGCUAAAAACUAGCUUCGGCUCACACUGCUCCAUCGGUCCUCGCAGAAACCCUGGUUGGUGGAUUGGCUCGGUGCCCAGCCUGUGCAGAGCACCUGGACACAUGCUAUGGUUUCAGUAUGGAGCAAGCCUGUCUAUGGCUGGCAGUGACCUCAAGACUGGGGUCCCAUAUCCAUGUCCCCUCUACUUACGGGGCCAUCCAGUGACAUCUAGAACAGACUGGAGACUCACAAUACAGGUUGUGAUGGGAAGGCAUUUUUUUUUUUUUUUUUUUU